AUGGUCCAUCUCAGCGCCGUCAACCGCUCCGCCUCGGUCAGUCCCGGCCCCCAGAUGGCCCCGGCUGGAGGCUCCAGCUCGCUUCACCCCGACCAGGGCCUGCACAAGAGCCUCUCGCAGGUCAAGCUGUCCAGCUACCAGGACGAGUUCACCACCAGCGUCUACGGCUCGCAGUUUGCCGGCCAGGACCUGCCCAAGCACAGCAUCCCCGGCGGCGCAAUGCCCAAGGACGUGGCCUACCACAUGAUCAAGGACCACCUCAGCUUGGACAACAACCCGAAGCUCAACCUGGCUUCCUUUGUCACAACUUUCAUGGAAGACGAGGCCGAGAAGCUCAUGACCGAGGCCUUCUCCAAAAACUUCAUCGACUACGAGGAGUACCCUCAGUCCGCCGACAUCCAGAACCGCUGCGUCAACAUGAUUGGUGAGCUCUUCCACGCUCCUCCUGGCGGCGACAGCGUCGGCACGUCCUGCAUCGGCUCCUCCGAGGCCAUCAUGCUCGGCGUCCUGGCCAUGAAGCGCCGCUGGAAGCUCAAGCGCCAGGCCGAGGGCAAGCCCACCGACAAGCCAAACAUCAUCAUGUCCUCCGCCGUGCAGGUCUGCUGGGAAAAGGCCGCGCGCUACUUUGAGGUCGAGGAGAAGUAUGUCUACUGCACGCCGGACCGGUACACGAUUGAUCCUCAGGAGGCUGUCGACCUGGUGGAUGAAAACACCAUUGGUAUUGCCGUCAUUCUGGGAACGACUUACACCGGCCACUAUGAGGAUGUCAAGAGCAUCAACGACCUCUUGGAGGAGAAGGGGCUGGAUGUGUCAAUCCACGUCGAUGCUGCCAGCGGAGGCUUCGUCGCCCCCUUUGUGCUGCCCGACCUCGAGUGGGAUUUCAGAUUGCCCAGAGUCGUCUCCAUCAACGCCUCUGGCCACAAGUACGGCCUCGUCUACCCCGGUGUUGGCUGGGUCAUCUGGCGCUCGCACGAAUACCUCCCCCAGGACCUCAUCUUCAACAUCAACUACCUCGGCGCCGAGCAGUCCUCCUUCACCCUCAACUUCUCCAAGGGCGCCUCCCAGGUCAUCGGCCAAUACUACCAGUUCAUCCGCCUCGGCAAGAAGGGCUACGAGGCCAUCAUGAGCAACCUGACCCGCACCGCCGACUACCUUACCGAAGUCCUCGAGCACGACGGCUUCGUCAUCAUGUCCGAGCGCGGCGGCCAGGGCCUGCCCCUCGUGGCUUUCCGCUUCAAAAACGCCUCUGAGGGCGGCAAGGACCGUCAUUACGACGAGUUUGCGCUGGCGCACCACCUGCGCUCCAGGGGCUGGGUCGUGCCCGCGUACACGAUGGCGCCGCAUACCGAGGGGCUCAAGAUGCUGCGUGUUGUUGUGCGCGAGGACUUUUCCAAGAGCAGAUGCGAUUUGCUCAUCCACGAUAUUAAACUCUGCGUGGGACUGCUGGACAAUGCGGAUGAGGAGACGAUCAAGAGACAGGAGGCCUUUAUCCGGGACCACGUUGCGUCGCAUGGCAAGAGCAAGCAGAAUGCCAGACACCAUGCCUCGAAGCACUACAAGGGCGAGGACCACUCGUUGCAGGGCAAGCAUGGCAAGACACAUGCCAUUUGCUAA
Trichoderma gamsii is the source of this 1614-nucleotide messenger RNA. Its product is annotated as glutamate decarboxylase. Gene Ontology annotation, molecular function: pyridoxal phosphate binding; glutamate decarboxylase activity. The record is from RefSeq and is a predicted model, not a curated record. The transcript has 5 exons. NCBI's taxonomy places the organism in Eukaryota, Fungi, Ascomycota, Sordariomycetes, Hypocreales, Hypocreaceae. Gene Ontology annotation, biological process: L-glutamate catabolic process. Bases 1 to 1614 code for a protein of 537 amino acids. Gene Ontology annotation, cellular component: cytosol.